UCACAUGACAAAGAGCGGAAGCGGCGCUGCGACUGUCUCCUCCUCUCCCCAGUCUGUGGGUUCGAGGGUCUCCGCGCUGGGUGCGCCGCGCCCCUCCCCCGCUGGCGGCGAUGGGGUGGGGGUGGGCGCGUGCGGCGGGUGAGAGGCUGAGGCAGCGCGCGCGGGGGCUCGAGGCGCUGCGGGAGGCCUGCCGCCAGUACCCGCUGUUCUGCUGCAUCCUGCUGGGGCUCAGCGCGGCCACCCUCCUGCUGAACCGGUAUCUUCACAUUUUAAUGAUCUUCUGGUCAUUUGUUGCUGGCGUUGUCACAUUCUACUGCUCAUUAGGACCAGAUUCUCUCUUGCCAAAUAUUCUUUUUACAAUAAAAUAUAAACCCAAGCAAUUAGAACUGCAGGAGCUAUUUCCCCAAGGUCACAGCUGUGCUGUAUGUGGUAAUGUCAAAUGCAAAAGGCAUAGACCUGCAUUGCUUCUGGAAAACUACCAGCCAUGGUUGGAUCUACAAGUGUCUUCCAAGGUUGAUGCCUCUCUCUCAGAGGUGCUUGAACUGGUGCUGGAAAAUUUUGUUUAUCCAUGGUACAGGGAUGUAACUGAUGAUGAGUCCUUCGUUGAUGAGCUGAGAGUAACAUUGAGGUUUUUUGCAUCUGUAUUAAUUCGCAGAAUUCACAAGGUGGACAUUCCAUCUGUUAUAACAAAGAAAAUGCUAAAGGCAGCAAUGAAACACAUAGAAGUCAUAGUUAAAGCCAGGCAGAAAGUGAAAAAUUCAGAAUUUUUACAGCAAGCUGCUUUAGAAGAAUAUGGACCAGAACUCCAUGUGGCUUUGAGGAGUCGAAGAGAUGAACUUCACUAUUUAAGAAAACUUACUGAACUUCUUUUCCCUUAUAUUCUUCCCCCAAAGGCAACAGACUGCAGAUCCCUGGCAUUGCUUAUAAGAGAGAUCCUGUCUGGUUCUGUUUUCCUUCCCUCCAUGGACUUCUUAGCUGACCCGGAUACUGUCAACCAUUUGCUUCUCAAAUUCAUUGAUGAUAGCCCAGUGAGUACUGACAAAAUGAGAACAUUUAUAAUUGAUUCACCCAUGUCAGUGUCAAUCUUAAUCAGUAGGUCAACACUCUUUCUACAGCCUGAAAAAGCAACUGAGCCAGCUGCUUCUUUGAUUCCAUUCCUGCAGAAAUUUGCGGACCCUCGCAAUAAAAAACCAUCUGUCCUGAAGCUGGAAUUGAGGGAGAUUAGAGAACAGCAAGACCUUUUGUUUCGCUUCAUGAACUUUCUGAAACAGGAAGGGGCAGUACAUGUGUUGCAGUUUUGUCUGACCGUAGAGGAAUUUAAUGACAGAAUUUUGCAACCAGAAUUAUCAGAUACUGAAAAAAUGUCUCUUCAUGAAGAGGUGCAGAAAAUCUACAAAACCUAUUGUUUGGAUGAAAGUAUUGACAAAAUUAGAUUUGAUCCUUUUAUCGUGGAAGAGAUUCAAAGAAUUGCUGAAGGUGAAUAUGUAGAUGUUGUGAAACUUCAAACUAUGCGAUGCCUUUUUGAAGCAUAUGAACAUGUUCUUUCCCUCUUAGAGAAUGUCUUUACCCCUAUGUUCUGUCACAGUGAUGAGUAUUUCAGGCAGCUCUUAAGAGGAGCUGAAUCCCCAACACGCAAUUCAAAGUUUAGCAGGGCCACACAGAAGAGAGGAGAAUCAUUUGCAAUCAGCAGAUUAGGCAGCAAAAUUAGAGGAGUAUUCAAGAGCAACACAAUGGAAGGAGCUGUGCUUCCUAACUAUGGUUUAACUGAAGGAGAGGAUGAUUUUAUUGAAGAAGGCAUUAUGGUAAUGGAAGAUGAUUCUCCUGUGGAGACUCUUAGCACUCCCAAUACACCUCGCAACCUUGCUGCAUGGAAAAUUUGCAUUCCAUAUGUGGACUUCUUUGAUGAUCCCUCCCUUGAAAGGAAAGAGAGAAAAGAGAGAAUUCCUGUGUUUUGUAUUGACGUGGAGAGAAACGAUAGAAGGGCAGUUGGACAUGAACCUGAACGCUGGUCUGUCUAUAGAAGAUACCUUGAAUUUUAUGUGCUUGAGUCAAAGUUAACAGAAUUUCAUGGUACCUUUCCUGAUGCUCAACUUCCAUCAAAAAGGAUCAUUGGUCCAAAGAACUAUGAAUUCUUAAAGACAAAGAGGGAAGAGUUUCAGGAGUAUCUGCAGAAACUUCUGCAACAUCCAGAGCUGAGUAACAGCCAGCUUUUGGCUGACUUUCUGUCUCCCAAUGGUGGAGAGACGCAAUUUCUCGAUAAAAUGUUGCCUGAUGUAAAUCUUGGGAAAAUUAUAAAAUCUGUUCCAGGAAAGCUAAUGAAAGAGAAAGGUCAGCAUUUGGAGCCAUUCAUCAUGAAUUUCAUUAACUCCUGUGAAUCUCCCAAGCCUAAACCAAGUAGACCAGAGCUUACAAUUCUCAGUCCCACUUCUGAAAACAACAAGAAGCUUUUCAAUGAUCUGUUCAAGAACAAUGCAAACCGCUCUGAGAAUAUAGAGAGAAGACAAAAUCAGAACUACUUUAUAGAGAUGAUAACAGUAGAAGGAGUCUAUGACUACUUAAUGUAUGUUGGUAGAGUUGUUUUCCGUGUUCCUGACUGGCUGCACCACCUCUUGAUGGGGGGAAGAAUUCUCUUCAAAAACACAUUGGAGAUGUACACAGACUACUAUCUACAGUACAAAUUAGAACAGCUAUUUCAGGAGCACCGCUUGGUAUCACUGAUAACACUCUUGAGAGAUGCUGUGUUUUGUGAGAAUACUGAACCUCGCUCACUUCAAGAUAAACAGAAACGAGCAAAGCAGACCUUUGAAGAAAUGAUGAGAUACAUUCCAGAUUUGAUAGGCAAAUGCAUUGGAGAAGACGCCAAGUAUGAAGGCAUCAGACUUCUGUUUGAUGGAAUGCAGCAGCCAGUGCUUAACAAGCAGUUGACUUAUGUUCUGCUGGAUAUUGGGAUACAAGAACUGUUCCCAGAACUCAAUAAGGUGUCCUGGUACUUAACGCUAUAUCACCAGUAACAUUAGCCAAUCCCUCAACUGAAGACUUCAAAAUGAAGGUUCAGAAGGAAGCUACCUCUGUAUCAUCUUGGAUGUAAAAGCAGGAGCUUGGAUGAACACCAAAUGGAAAUGUCUGCAGUGCACUAAUUUAAUGGAUGUGAAACAUUUUAGUCUUGAAUUGUAUAUUUUCUUGUAAAUAACAGUGAAAUUUAACUUCUGAAGAUCUGUUUGCCUAAUAAAGAUUAAUUCAAAUUUAA
Messenger RNA from Chelonia mydas (Green sea turtle), 3247 nucleotides. It is a transcript of the gene SNX14, whose product is annotated as sorting nexin 14. The record is from RefSeq and is a predicted model, not a curated record. Gene Ontology annotation, molecular function: phosphatidylinositol-3,5-bisphosphate binding. The transcript is spliced from 28 exons. Gene Ontology annotation, biological process: autophagosome maturation. NCBI's taxonomy places the organism in Eukaryota, Metazoa, Chordata, Testudines, Cheloniidae. Bases 111 to 3011 code for a protein of 966 amino acids. Gene Ontology annotation, cellular component: late endosome.